AUGGGAAUAUGUCAUGUAUUUAAUGCUAGCCGAUUUCGACCAGAUGCCCAUCAACACCAUGCCUUCCCCCAGCAACAACCAUUGAAAGUCAUCAGGCAUCACAGAGAAUUACCUGAUGAUACAUCAGAUGAUUCAAAGCCUGUGAAGCAUCUGAAGAUCAUCAGCCUGACUAAGUCUGGCAAUAAACCAUCCCAAAGUUCAGCCUUGUCUCUUCCUGUGACUGGGCUGGCUCAGAAGGAUUCAACUGAUUCGGAAGGUACCAUCUCUAAUGAGAGUAGUCCCGAACGACUGGAUGCGGUACAUAUGGGUCUGACUGUACCUAUCACUGACAAUGUGUCCGAUGGCAUAGAUAAGGUGAAGGUGCCCAAAGCACCUGUUCCUGAUGUCGUAGUGAUUAAGACUGGAAUAGUCGCCGUUGAUGGGCCCAUUAAGGAUGACCUCUUGUCAGUGUCCUUACCCAUUGAACAGGCUAAAGUUGUUGUUGUGUCUGAGCCUGGCACCGUGUUGAAGGGACCCAAGUUGGUAGUAGGAGCUUCCAAGCAUGUCAUGUCCAUACUCCCUUGCAUUGAAGAAUUAACUUUGGUGUUCAGGCGUGAUGAUGUAUUGACCAUUGUUCCCUUCUAUUUGGAGGAUCAUCUCCAAGGAAACCGAACCUUAGCCAAGCAUAUAUACAACUUUGCAUUACAUAUGGAAGGCCACAAUAUGGUUAAUCUGUUCACUGCAGAUCCUCGUGCAUAUCAUGUCACCUAUUUUGGUGAAAAUCGGCGUGUUGUGGACAAGAAGGACAUCGAGUGCAGCUUCUUUACGGUCAGGCACGUCACUUAUUCCAGUCUGACCGAGGGUAUGUGGGCUCGUGAGGUGAACAUCCAACCUCUAGCUAGGACAUGGCCUCGGCAGCAUGCUGUUCUUUCUCAGAUUCUCCAGUACAAUAAUGUCAUCAUUUCUUCCUACAAGUCUGGUAUACAAUUCUCUACCGCUAGAAAGCCCAGUGGUGCCAUCCGCCCUUGGAAUGUUGACGUGCCCUUAUUUCGCAGUGUGCAGCCUUUCCGGCUUACAGAGUACACUAAACUACCUAUGGACUUCAAAGAUCUGUCUCCUGGCAAAUUCGUCCUGUUGGUUUUCAUGGUAUCUGGUUAUAAGAAUAAGAAGGGUUUCAAUGUCACCUCUUUGAAUGUGCAAUUCAGUAUUCGCUUGUCCAAUUUCAGCUCAUAUGAUGAGGAUGAAGGAGAAGAGCCUCUACCUGCCUAUCUGUGUGAUGAGACACCCCUCGGUGUAGACAAGACUACUCUUAUGAUGGCAGUUGAUGACGAGUUGGUGUUUGAUCGAGACAUUGAGGUUCCUGGUUCUGAAGAUGGGCCAUUGUUUUAG
Molecule: messenger RNA, 1368 nt
Organism: Desarmillaria tabescens
Lineage: Eukaryota; Fungi; Basidiomycota; Agaricomycetes; Agaricales; Physalacriaceae
Exons: 9
Coding region: 1-1368 (455 amino acids)
Source: RefSeq, a predicted model, not a curated record